CGGAGCUUCGCGUUGCCAUAGAAACAGCAGGGCUUGGUUCCUGCAGCCCGGUGCAGGCUGCCGCCCCGCCUCGGGGACCCCAGACUGGAUUCGCUCACGUGGGAGCAUCUUUCUCUCUUACUAGGAGUAGGGAGGAUGGAGACUCUCGGGUCCUAGCGCGGAAGAGAAAGGGCAGGAGCACGAGGGCAGGAGGAGCUCUUCUCUUUACGCACCCCCCCACCUCACCCCUUUCCUCCUCCUCCUCUCUUUAUCUCUUUGCAGAAACGUCCUCCAAGUUCCUAACCUGCAAUCCUUCGUUUGGACUCCAGAUUUAUUGAACGACUACUAUGUACCGAGCUCUGGUCUUGGCUCGGAGGACCCUGCAGGAAACGAAACCACGGAAUUCUCUGCCCUCUUGAGCUUACAGACCUGUCCUAGGAAGGGAAGUGAGACUCUAAGCAAGCACAAUAUAUGGCACAUGAGCAGGUGACUGCAUUUUUUGUGAAAUUGUAAAUGUACCAUUGAAGUUACAACUAAUUUAAGAAGAAUGGAAGAAGGCCAGUUAGAAGCCUCAAAUCUUCCAGCGAACAUCUGGCAUUCUGAGGUGACAGUGUCAGUGACAGGCGAGCCACCCAGUGCUGUAGAAGAAGAAAAAGAAACAGCUGAAGAAACAGAAAAAGAAAAAGAAGUCCUCCCGGAAAUCGUAGAGCCACUCUCCAUUCUAGAUGUGCUGAGGAUCUCUGCAGUUCUGGAAGAUACUGCAGACCAGCUCUCUAUUCUAAACUAUAUCAUGCCAGUUCAGUAUGAAAGAAAACAAAGUGUCAUCAUGAAGAAAAACAAGAGCUUAGAAAAACUUGCAGAGGCCCCAAGAACCUCAAGAUUGUCCAGUCCAUUCUUACCUAAAGAAGAAAGCAAGUUGCCAGAAAUCAAAAAAGGAAGCCAAUUUACCGAUGAAUUUAACAAAUUGCAAGAUCUUGUCUUCAAAAAACUUACAAGACAAACCAUAAUGUCUACGGAGAUACUGAAGAAAAUUCAGAUUGAUAGGCAAUUUUUCAGUGAUAUAAUUACAAAGACCAUGCAGGAGUUAGAAGAGUCAGGCACUUUCACCAGUCUUCUGGAAGCUCUGGGCAAAGAAAGAGAAAACAAAAUGCAUUUCUAUGAUAUCAUUGCCAGGGAGGAAAAAGGAAAAAAACAGAUAAAAUCUCUUCAAAAACAUCUAUUUACUGUCAAAAAGGAACGGCAAGCUGAAAUACAGAGUCGGAAUGAAUAUAUUGCUCACCUCAAGGACCAGUUGCAAGAGAUGAAGGCAAAAACCAACAUGGAAAAUCGCUAUAUGAAGAGAAACACUGAUCUGCAGAUCUCCCAGACCCAGAAGAAAUGUAACAGAACCGAGGAGCUCUUGCUGGAGGAGAUAGAGAAACUGAGGUUGAAAACCGAAGAAGAGAACAGGAUUCAUAUGGAGAUUGAAACGUUCCUUAAGAAGGAGCAGCAGAAACUUGAGGAGAAACUAGAGUUCUGGAUGGAGAAAUUUGAUAAGGACACAGAAAUGAAACAGAAUGAACUAAAUGCUCUCAAAUCUGCUAAGGCCAGCGACUUAGCACACCUUCAAGAGCUUGCAAAGACGAUACGGGAGUAUGAACAGGUCAUCAUUGAAGACCGGACAGAAAAGGAGAAGACCAGGAAGAAGAUAGAACAGGAGGACUUGGAAUUAAAGAGCAUCAUCAAGCUCCAGGCCUGGUGGCGUGGCACUAUGGUAAGGAGGGAAAUUGGUGGUUUCAAAAUGCCUAAGAAGGACAAAGAUGAUGUCAAGGAUUCAAAAGGUAAAGGCAAGGACAAGAACAAGCGGACAGGCAAGAAAAAGUGAUGGAGUUCUCUCGUCUUUUCCUCUGGUAUUCUGGAGAUGGGAAGGAGGACUUGAAGGGAGGGAGGAAGAAAUAUGUUAGCAGUACAGAGAAUUUGUAUCUACAGGUUGUUUCUUAUUGGACAUUCCCAGGUACUGCCUGGUUCUUUCACUUUGCCUGUUGUAUUAAUUUUCAAACCCUGAUUUAGGAGUAUACCAUCGACUUAGGGCUUCUUCAGAUUUUGAAAAACUUUUGCUGGGAAGUAUUUCUAGGAGCCUUGCAAAGAUCCCUCUUGCUUUUCCUCACCAGAAGAAAGUUCACGGGCUUAGUUAUUGUGAUGCAUUAAAACUUCAGUAAUUUCUGUAA
Messenger RNA from Canis lupus familiaris (dog), 2186 nucleotides. RefSeq names its product IQ motif containing G (gene DRC9). The transcript is spliced from 12 exons. The record is from RefSeq and is a predicted model, not a curated record. Gene Ontology annotation, molecular function: protein binding. Gene Ontology annotation, cellular component: cytoplasm; sperm flagellum. Gene Ontology annotation, biological process: sperm axoneme assembly; cilium organization. Bases 527 to 1843 code for a protein of 438 amino acids. Lineage: Eukaryota; Metazoa; Chordata; Mammalia; Carnivora; Canidae.